CCUGUUCACAAAUAAAUGCAUCGUUUUAUCUUAUCUGCUUUCUAAAAAUUCACGUUUGGCUGCGGUUGGAUGUUUUUCGGCCAUACCAACAACAUUUUUAAUCGUUGGAAGUGUCAGUAAACACUCAACCUCGGUGCAAACUGGUCAAGUCAUAAAUUUGAUUUAAAAUGAAGAAGUUUCCGGAUAAUUUUAAGUUUGGUGUUGCUACAUCCGCGUAUCAAAUAGAAGGUGCAUGGAAUGAAGAUGGUAAAGGUGAAUCAGUCUGGGACAAUCAAUGCCACACUUUUCCUGAAAAAAUCGCUGAUAGAACCAAUGGCGACAUCGCUUGUGACUCCUAUCACAAAAUGGACGAAGAUAUUCUUAACCUAAAACGCCUCGGUGUGCAUUUCUAUAGAUUUUCCAUCGCGUGGACACGGAUUUAUCCAACCGGGUUGCCAAAUGUUAUCAAUCAGAAAGGUAUAGACUAUUAUAACUUGUUGAUUGAUAAAUUGAUCGCGAAUAAUAUCGAACCAUUGGUCACGAUUUAUCAUUGGGACCUACCUCAGAAACUGCAAGAGAUUGGAGGAUGGACCAAUCCUAUAAUGGCGGAUUAUUUCGUGAGUUACGCACGGAUUUGCUUCAAAUCUUUCGGAGAUAGAGUUAAAAAAUGGAUCACCAUUAACGAACCUUAUCAGAUUAGUGAAUAUGGUUAUAGUUAUCCAUUAUUUGCACCGUUUUAUAAGUUUACCGGUAUAGGGUGUUAUUUAGCUGGACAUAAUGUGUUGUUGGCACAUGGAAAAGCAUACCGGAUGUAUGAAAAAGAGUUUAAAAGUAAACAAGGUGGAAAGGUAGGGAUUGUUAAUGAAGUUGCAUGGACCCAGACGGAGACUGGUAAAAAAGAAGAUGAAGAAGCUGCGAUAAGAUACAGGCAGAUGUAUUUUGGUUGGUUUGUUCAUCCUAUCUUCAGCAAAGCCGGAGAUUACCCUCCGAUAAUGCGUGAACGUAUUGAUAGGUUAAGUAAAGAACAAGGUUUUGAUUAUUCACGUCUCCCAAAGUUUACACCGGAAGAAGUGGAGAUGCUACAUGGAUCUUCUGACUUUUUGGGUUUCAAUCAUUAUAAUACCUACUUAGUAAAAUCUGAACCGUAUGGUCAGAGACCUUCGGUUCAACAUGACCGCGGUGUUAAGAAUUACGUUGACGAGUCGUGGAUACCAACUUCCGCUUAUGAUUUCCGUGUUACUCCUUGGGGAUUAAAAAAUGUACUUAAAUGGAUUAAAGAAGAAUAUGGUAAUCCGGAAGUGAUGGUUUUGGAAAACGGAUAUGCUGGUUUCGCUAAUGAUCCUAUAGAAGAUUUUGCUCGGAUUGAUUUUAUGAAAGGUUAUAUUGGAGCUGUGCUUGACGCCAUCUUGGAAGGAUGUAAUGUAACUGCAUAUACUGUAUGGUCUUUCAUGGAUAAUUUUGAGUGGAGUUCUGGUUAUUCGUGUCGUUUUGGAUUGUUUCAUGUUGAUUUCAAUGAUCCGAAAAGAAAGCGUACGCCAAAACGGUCAGCGUAUUACUAUCAGAAUUUGAUUAAAACUAAAAUGGUUACGGAUAUCAAACCGGAAAGUUUUGAUCAUAACCUUUAAAUUUAAAUUUUGCUAGACUAACUUAAAUAUAGUAUUUCUUUAGUUUAGUUUGCUUUCUAGUAAUUACACAACAAAAAACAAUA
This is a messenger RNA of Dalotia coriaria, 1687 nucleotides long. Its product is annotated as myrosinase 1-like. Gene Ontology annotation, molecular function: beta-glucosidase activity. Lineage: Eukaryota; Metazoa; Arthropoda; Insecta; Coleoptera; Staphylinidae. Gene Ontology annotation, biological process: carbohydrate metabolic process. The transcript is spliced from 4 exons. The coding region runs from base 168 to 1604 and encodes 478 amino acids. The record is from RefSeq and is a predicted model, not a curated record.